AUGGACGACCGAAUCAAGCACCAUUUGGACCGAAACACUGCAUGGGGCAUUCUAAACGAAGGGGGAGUCGAGAACAUACGACUAAACACUCCAAAUGAGCGAGAAGAGUCCGUUCGAAAGUUCCUCGCUUUGGGCAAAAAGUCGGAAUCGCUCUUCACCCUCCUUAGCGUUUCCAAACACGACGCUCUGAGAAGAGAUGUCGUCGCUAAACUGGCCGAAAAGAAGUGUACAGAGGCGAUGGAAACGUUUCAGCAGGCGCCGGAUGAUUUUAAAGGAACCAUUCUUGAGGAGGUUCUCUCUCUAGCUGCGGUUAUGCCAAGUAAUGAACCGAUUAGAAAUUCGUUCAUCACUUUUUUAAAAUGCAACAAGUCCUUGUUCAACGAGACUCAAGAAAUGCGUUUCCCCUUGCUCGUGCCUGAAGUAAAGGAGGAAGAACCUGAACGACCUCUUUUGGAAGAUUUUCUCUGGGAUCGAUCCUUCACCGAUUCUCUCGAUGGCGCGUUGAUCCAUGCUUUGACGCUCAAGAAAAUGAUUGGCGAGCACGAGGCCGAUGUCAACGAUGGUGCCGCUCCUGCGAGGGGAAAUCUAACAGUAGCCAAUUUGAACAUCACUUGCGCCGGGCCAAAGACCUCAUCUUCGAAAGCGAAAGUCCAGCGCUUCUGUCGGCGUCUUGAGCUGGCCGUCCACGAAUAUUUGAAGUCAUACGACCGUUCUUGCUUCGAAACGCCUUUUCAAAAAGUAACAGACGAAGACUUUUCGACAGAUCUUCUCAAACUCAACUUCGAAUGCCUGAGAGCCGAGCUACUAGGCACCGAUCAGCAAAGAAUGGAUGAACUCAUCAAUAACGUUAUUGAGGACUCUGUCAGGAGGAAAAUCAACGAGGACGUAAUGACGAGCAAUUUUGAAACACAAGAGCGGAUAUGCAAACUGGGAAUCAAAUAUUUCAAAAACAAUCAAGGAUAUGCCGCUGCUUUCAAACAAACUCUUAUGAUGGGCUCUUGGUCGCUAAACCUGAGAGACUACCGCGACGAAUACUGCCUCAAGCUUCUCGCCAAGCCGCAAAUACCCUUCGAAACAGUCAACGAAUACAUCGACGCUUUCCAGAUUUCAAGGAACAACAUUUUAUACAGAUUCCUGCAAUGGCAAUUCGUCGGUGAAGAUUCUGGCAUUGAAUCGAGUGCGCUUGUUGUCUCGCAUAAGCCGAAAAUUGAACUUUUAAGCUACACCAAGAGCAUCAACUCAAGCUGGAAAAGCAUCGAGCCGCGAUUGAGAUGGGCGCUGCGCAACUUUAACAUAAAAUCGCCUAUCAAAGAGCUUCUGGAGUGGCUUGGUCUGACCGUACGCACAAGCUACCAGCGAAUUCGAUUUCUUCUCGAGGAAAUUAUUUUCAUGAAGAAAGGCAAUCCAGAAUUAGAGAGCGAUUCGCGCGCGGAGCAAUAUUUAAACGACUUGGAAGAGUUCGAAAAGUACCGGCUUCUAAAAUCGACCGAUGAAUGCGACCGUCUUCCAUUCCACUGGAUAGCUAGCGAGAAGCCGAAAAUGCUUGAAGCAAUCCGGAAGGAGUGUCUCCCAACCAACUACGAGAAGAUCAUUUGGGUCGCAAAGACAAGCAUUGUUGGGCUGAGCGAAGCAGAUGUCAAGAUGAAUUGCGUCAAAAAUCUUGUCACGAAGAUGCGGGGCGUAAGAUCUGAUGAAGGAACAGAGCUGAAUUCUCUUUUAGCGGUUCUAAAGAUUGGGUCGACCGCAAGAGAGCAAAUAAUUGGAGAGCUAUCACUCAAUUGCCAUAUGUACAUGCACACGGCUCGUUGCAUCGAUAAACCAGCUCAAGCGUCAAAGUUUCUCAAGGAAGCACUCAAAGACCUGGAGCAAUACCGUGGGAUAAUUGCUGAAAUUGCCGACAUAAGCCAGAAAUACCAGAGCUUGCGCGACUACUCGAAUCUGAUUGAAACCAAGCAGGUCUUGUCACGAAAUCAUUUUUACGAUGAGAAGACGCGGUCGUUCUUCAAUGAGGGCAGACAAGCCCUAUCUUCGAGCACAAUUCUAUCUUUAUUUUUACAGCUAUUCGAGGAUACAAGCAACAACAAAAACGACCUCGGAUUAGUGCUCACAGAGGUUUGCAAAAAUGCGGACAUCCCCGUCGCCGUUGUUUAUCAAAAUCUCGUCGAAACGUGGCUGAAUAUGACCCCGAUCCCAGUCCGAAAUAUCGUCGGCAUAUCCUCAAUCUGGGACAAGACAAAAGUAGCCAAGGCACUCUUCAACCAAGCGUACUCUGGGUCGCUGGAGCAGCGCUGCGAAAUCAUGGAUCAUCUUCUCAAAUCUUUCGACGAAGAGGAAAUGGCCGAGAUCGCGAAUACACUCGGGAUGGAUUCGGCCGGCUUUGGCUCCAAAAAGCGCUCAUCAAGCAAACUCAAUCCUGGAAAGAUCAAUGCCGUCUCAAGGUACUUGGCAUGA
Molecule: messenger RNA, 2451 nt
Organism: Oikopleura dioica
Lineage: Eukaryota; Metazoa; Chordata; Appendicularia; Copelata; Oikopleuridae
Source: the annotation of a GenBank genome assembly